UACCAGUGCGCCGAUGAGAAAAUCAUUUUUAAUUCCCAAGUGAAGUGAAAUAUUGCUGUAAAAAUAUUAUUCCUCAUUUAUAAUCAACUGUGAAGGAUGAAGUUUACUGUGGAACAUGCGUGAUGUUUAAAUCAGUUACCAGCAAAAUGAGUGAAAUGUCACAGAAGUGUUUGCUCCUAGCUGUAAUAAUCGGUUUGUCCUCGGCAACAUCCCCAUGCCCAUGGGCAACUCAGGUCACCGAAUUGGAUAGCUCUUGCAUCUGCGAUUAUAAUUUAGCGAGAGAGCUAUCAGUGCAAUGUGACAUUGUUGACUUUAAUCAGCUUCUAUCAGCCAUCAGACACUAUGCCGCCAAGACAACUGUUGAUUUAUUUUACAUAAAUAACAGUACCAUCGGUAUUCUUAAAAAUAGCUCCCUCUCGACUCUGCGUAUCAACAAUAUGCAAUUAUCCGGUUGUAAAAUCAAAACAAUAGAGGAUGAUGCAUUCAAGGGUCAGGAGAGCUCUCUGAGGACUCUCAAUCUCAAAGACAAUGAGCUGAUCGAGGUACCAACGUCGACGUUGAAAAAUCUCCGUAAUCUAACGGUUCUGGAUCUCUCAUUGAACAACAUUACGAGGGUUGAGAAUGAUGCCUUUCAAAAUCUCAAACUCGUUACCCUAAAAAUAGCUGAUAACGACGUUGCACUGGCUCCUGGGGCACUCAGGGGCCUUGAAAAAUCGUUGAAGAAUCUCAAUUUAAAGGGCACUCGUCAGAAAUCUGUGCCAGAUGCUUUGAGAGGCUUGAGAACACUCGCUUUUCUGGAUUUAUCGCAGAAUGGUAUCAAGGAAUUGCCUGGGGCACCCGGUAAAAAAGCCUUCGAGGGCUUGAGUUCCUUAACUGGACUCAAUUUGGAGAGGAAUUUGAUCCAGAAUAUCGACGCCGAUGCUUUCUACGGCGUUAAAGACACCUUGAGCUCACUCAGCCUUCUUAAUAAUCUCAUUCCUGAUUUUCCUACUGGGGCUAUCAGCAGUAUUCACGAUCUCAGGGUACUGGACAUUGGCUUCAAUCUCAUCACAGAACUCCCAGUGAAUGCCUUCCACAACAAUCCCUCGAUCACCCUCCUAGCAAUCGAUGGAAAUCCGCUGUCGACAGUACCAGAGGAAGCCCUUGCCACUCUCAAUGGCACUCUCAGGGGAUUGAGCCUGGGUGGACGAUUUUUAGUGUGCGAUUGUAAACUACGGUGGAUCGCCAAUUGGAUAAGAACCAAGGAUUUACAAGUCACGAGUCGUGAGAGGAAACCCCAGUUCUGUGGGAGUCCCCUGAGGUUGCAGGAAAGGAGUUUCUAUAAUAUUGAUCCUGAAGAAAUGAUGUGCGAGAGGCCUUCGGAGAUAAUAGGCAUUGGAACAGUCGAGUCAGUGGAUACCAAGGAGCCAACGGGACCGGUGACUGGUGUAGUUGAUGGUCUUUUACCCACAACACGAUCACCAUCUACAACUCUCCCAACAACCAGUGAAACCACUCCAAGAGCUAUUUACACAAAUGCAACUUACUCCACGUCAUUCACCAGCCCAAUAUCUACCACUGAUAUCAGACAGGCUGACGUAUCCCCGACAUCUCCAAGAACAGCGAUCACCAGUCGUCCCACUGUCGCAAGAACUGGAAAUGUCGUUAUCGUAAAAACCACACAGGCACCGAGAGCACCACCACCAGGUGUAGAUCACAGUAUUCAUCAGCAUCAGCCCAAACCACCGAUGGUGUUCGCCUCAUCCGAUCAAAGACCACUUUACAAAUCCAGAAAUACCGACAGAAUUAUUCUCAAGGAAGUCAUCCGACAAGACAACACUGUCAUCAUCACCUGGGACAGCCAGUCCCCCAAGGCUAUCGAAUUCCGAGUUGUUUACAGGGUCUUCGGGGACAACGAGUUCAAACAGGCACCACCACUCGAUGCCAGUGAGAGAGAAUUCAAAAUAAAAAAUGUGCCGGAUAAUGAGUGCUUGAUCGUCUGCGUUCUCUCCCUCGAGGACUCGAACGUGACACCAGCUAAUGUACCUUAUAAUCAGUGCAGAGAGGUACGAACGGAGCCCUCACCGACCUCAAAUAUGGACAAGAUAACGAUAGCAGCAAGCGCUGCUAUCUGUGCAACGAUUGUAAUGGCUGUGAUAAUCUUUGUGGUUGCUAAUAGAAGAAGGGCACGACAAUUGCACACCAUCCACAGUCUGGAUCAGGCUAAAAGUGGUGGACCAAUAUCUGGAUUGCCAGUCAAUUGUUGCUCCAAUGUGGGACCAACGCCGAGUCCAGCUGGGCCCCUGGCUUCUAUGGCCACUCUCAGUGCGUAUAAUGCCCAGAAGGAAUGGGACCAAGUGUCUGCGUACAGCAAUCGAAGCAUUCCAAGGCCGAGGAUAUUCCCCAUCGAUCGCCAGGGUUUCAUUGAAAAUUCAUUCACAGGCUCCAUCACGAGGGCCUCGUGCAUUGACGAUGUGAGAUCUCAGGCCAGCCAUUAUGGCGGUAAAAUAUCAACGCGUUCAAUCGCCGAUGGACAGUCACAGCACAGCUUUUCCAACAAUUCAUCACGCUACUUUGCAAACACUGCACUUGCUAAUAAUCUCGUCAAUACACGGCCAGAAUUACGUCAGUCCCGACAAUCACUGGCGGCCGCUUCAGAUAGAAUGUCACGUAAUGGAUACCCAGGAAAUCAUUUACCACCCCAUGCAUCAGCACGACGUCAACGUCCAAGAUCUCGAAAUCGUACCAUCGAGCAGAAUCCACCGCCUCGUCCUGGCAGCAGAUACAGCCUAGCUGAUUCAACUCACACACUCAAUAAUUAUGAGGAAAAUAAUUGGACAGAUCAUGACAUGGACAUUUACAUGUCACGAAAUCCAACCACGAGAAGUGGUCUUGUACCACUUUAGAAAGUUAACCAAUUUUUUUUUUAUAUUUUUCGUGCAUUGCUCAAGAGUGUUCACUAGCGGAAAAAAAUAUUGAAUUCGAAGGGUGAAAAUAGAUGUACUAUAUAGGACACUUUUGACUACCAAGUCAAUUUUGGAAUAAUUAAAAUAGAUAAACAUAGAUUAUGACGGUUAGAGUGUGAAUUAAUGGAGUUAUUCAAUGUGGAAGAUCUCGAAGAAUGAUAUCUGGUGCUUGAAAAUUCUGUAGUUAAUUCUAGAAUAAUCUAACACGUGUCUAAUAAAUUCAGUAUCGAAAAGGUAAACAGUAGUAAAUCGAUUGAAAAGAAAACGGAACCGAAAUCUGGGUAUCUCCCUCAGAUUUACAGAUAUUCCUCGAAUUUUCGAUUGAGGCAGAAGUCGACUGUUGUUUACCCCUUCACUACUGAAUUCUCUUUUUAUACUCGAAGGUAAGACUCAACUAAUCGAUAGAUGAGUGGACAGAUUUAGUGAAAUUCUCAUCGACAAUUAGUUUUAGAUGAGAUUACAGGCCACUCCACCGCAAUCCUUCCAACAUGACAGCGUUAUUGUUAAAUACUCUUAAAAUGUUUAAUCAGUGACAUGUGGCUCUUCCAAAGACUGUAGGUACUCCUCAAUUAAUGGGAUUUCUGCAUAAACUCUUCAUUUAUAUUAACUAUAAAUAAUGUUUUUUAUAAAAAACCCAUUCGUGACGCGAAUAUUAUAGAAAAAUAACGAAUGCGAGAACCAUUGUAACGCAAUUAAUCCCAGUAUUUGUAAAUUAUGUACCGUUGAAUCAAAUAUACGAGUGCAUUAUUCUUAAUUCACAAGAAAUACU
This is a messenger RNA of Fopius arisanus, 3714 nucleotides long. It is a transcript of the gene haf, whose product is annotated as leucine-rich repeat and fibronectin type-III domain-containing protein hattifattener. The transcript is spliced from 7 exons. The record is from RefSeq and is a predicted model, not a curated record. Lineage: Eukaryota; Metazoa; Arthropoda; Insecta; Hymenoptera; Braconidae. The coding region runs from base 123 to 2885 and encodes 920 amino acids. Gene Ontology annotation, cellular component: plasma membrane. Gene Ontology annotation, molecular function: protein binding.